Microsporum canis CBS 113480 is the source of this 4887-nucleotide messenger RNA. Its product is annotated as tetratricopeptide repeat protein 1. The record is from RefSeq and is a predicted model, not a curated record. Gene Ontology annotation, molecular function: RNA polymerase II complex binding; acyltransferase activity. NCBI's taxonomy places the organism in Eukaryota, Fungi, Ascomycota, Eurotiomycetes, Onygenales, Arthrodermataceae. Bases 1 to 4887 code for a protein of 1628 amino acids. Gene Ontology annotation, cellular component: Cdc73/Paf1 complex. The transcript has 5 exons. Gene Ontology annotation, biological process: regulation of DNA-templated transcription.
AUGCCUCGAGCAAGACACCGAAAGACAUCUUCGUUGGCCGAGAAGAUCGCCGGCCCAGAGCUGAUGAAGUCAUCCAGGCACAUCUAUGAGCGAGAGCCGCCAAACUAUGGCAUUCUCGCCCAGCUCAUCCGCAGCUUUCUCAUAGUCGCCUGGUUCAGCUGCUGCUGCGUCUGCAUCGUGGUCGCCCAGGUCGUCGGCCUGCCGCUCUAUCUCGUCAAGAGAGAGUAUUUCAAUGCAUACGUAGCCACGACCAAGGAGUCCUUUGGCCUCGCGAUCACUGCGCUGACCGAGUGGAGUGCCCCAACCCCUGUCCGGAUCAGUGGUGACAGGAGUGUGCUCGGCCAGGUCACUCUCACGUCGAACGGCGGGAUCCAGACUCGAUUUCCUGACCGGCUGGUCUUGAUUGCAAACCACCAGGUAUACACCGACUGGCUGUACCUGUGGUGGGUUACCUACACGAACCAGAUGCAUGGACACAUCUACAUCAUCCUCAAGGAGUCACUCAAGUAUAUCCCCUUGGUUGGACAGGGGAUGACGCUCUACGGCUUCAUCUUCAUGGCCCGCAAGUGGAUGGCGGAUAAACCCAGGCUGCAGCAUCGUCUGAAAUCGCUCUGCGUCCGACGUGGAGACUCUACCCCCGGCUCCCCCGUCUUCGACCCCAUGUGGCUACUGAUCUUCCCUGAAGGAACAAACCUGUCCAUACAUACUAAAGAAGUCAGUGACAAUUAUGGGCGGAAGAAUGCCAUCCCUCCUUUCAAGCAUGAGCUUCUCCCACGGUCUACGGGGCUCUACUUUUGCCUGCAGCAGCUCAAAGGCACGGUCGACUAUGUCUAUGACUGUACUAUGGGAUACGAGGGCCCACCGUCGUGCAGGAAAGGAAGCUAUCCUGACAGCUACUUUACUAUCCGCUCCACGUACCUAAAGUGUCGUCCGCCAAGGGUCGUCAACUUCUACUGGAGGCGGUUUGCCCUUGCUGAUAUCCCACUGGAUAAGCAAGAAGACUUUGAAGCCUGGCUGUUCGAGCGCUGGGCCGAAAAGGACGCACUCCUUGAUGCAUUCAUUGAAACUGGCAAGUUCCCGCCUUUUGAAGAUGCAGACCUGGUGGAGAUGGACCCUAACAGCCCCGAUAUCCAAACCACCUCUGGUAAAAACCAUGGAUACGUUGAAGGCGAAGUUCGGCUUGGUUAUUGGAUCGAGAUCUGCAGGGUGAGGCAUGAUGAGAUCUUCCUGCCCCUCCCAGAUCUCCUAACCAAUUUUCCUCCCGUCCCCGGAGUGCGACAGACACCCUUUGCGCGCGCCCUUGUCAUGGCACCCUUCCAGAACGGCCUUGCCAACGGCAGCACCGGUGGCCAGGAUACCGUGCCCAAAGGCGCUGCAACUGCUCGCUUCUCUGAUAUUCCUUCUGCCAUUGAUAUUCCGGCGUCUACCUUCGACAGUGAGGUCGAAAUCAGCUUGCAAGAACUUCCGGACGACCCUACAGAGCUCUGCACUCUCCUUGACAACGAAAAGGCCGCAAAGAACUUCUGGGUCAUCAUUGCUCUGGCAUAUGCUAAGCAGAAACAGAUCGACCAUGCCAUCGAGAUUCUCACUCGUGGCCUGGCCUCCCUUGCGCACGGCGCUACGAAGGAAAAGCUAAGUCUGUUGGGCUGGAUCUGCUGGCUGUACCUGAUUAAAAGUAGACAGGCUCCGCGUGUUGCUCCGGAGGGCCAGCUGUACUCCGAAGCAAAGACGAAGGAGUUCUAUCUACAAGCUGCAACAGCGACUCUGAACGAGGCUUCACGGUUGAAUCCUGCCUUUCCUCCCCUAUUUCUUGCUCGUGGUGUGCUUUCUAUCCUACGUGCGUCCCUGCAACCUCCCUCCAAACCGGUCAGGCCUGGUACUGUCGAUACCUCAGAACGCGUCGAGUCCCUGCAACAAGCUAUAAAAUGUUUCGACGAGUCCUCAAAAGCAUUUGGAGGCCGGAAUAUCAUGGCUAUUCUGGGCCGCGCAAGAGCAAACUAUAUGCUUGGGCGCUAUGGCGAGGCUUUAGAAGGGUACCAGGAGGCCCUGGUGAAGAUGCCAAAUAUGAGAGAUCCAGAUCCGAGAAUUGGAAUUGGGUGUUGUCUAUGGCAACUUGACUUCAAGGAUCAGGCGAAAGUUGCGUGGAAUAGGGCAUUGACGCUGAACCCUGAUUCAAAGGCUGCCAACAUCCUCUUGGCGGCGUAUUACUUGCAUGAUAGCUCAAGGCAUUCGACCAGUGAUCCCGAAUUCAGCUCGCUCUACAAGACCGCUAUGACGCAGUACACCCAGAAGGCAUUCAAGCUUGAUAAGGAGUACCCGAUGACCUGUGCCACUUUUGGCAGCUAUUUCCUUCUCCGCAAACACUUCCCUACCGUUGAAGCCCUUGCACGCAAAGCCAUUGAGCUUACUGAUGUUAAUGCCAUUGCGAGUGAUGGCUGGUAUCUGCUGGCUAGAAAAGAACACACCGAAGGUGACCCAGAGCGAGCAUUGGAAUACUAUAACAGAUCGGACCAGGCAAGAGGCGGAGCUGACAAGGGAUACCCACCGGCCAAAUUCGGCGCAGUCCAGAUGCUGGUCAAGAGGAAAGACUUCGACGGCGCCAAGUUCCGUCUAGAAAAAAUUAUCCAGCAGACCAAGAACCCUGAAGCCAUGGCUCUUCUUGGCUCUCUUUACGCUGAUGAGGUGUUUGCGGCCAGCAAUUCGAAGGAAGACAAGUCGGCGGAAGCGAAAAAGGCGAUAUCCUUACUCGAAUCUGUACGAACGUCUUGGAAGGCGGACAAGAAGAAGCUCACCCCAGACGAGUCUGUGUUGCUCUAUCUUUCUAGACUGUAUGAAGUUAGUGCGCCGGAAAAGAGCAUGCAAUGCCUCAACCAGGUCGAAGAAAUGCAACUAGCUCAGAUUCCUGAAGAUGAACGACCGGAUGAUGUCGAGGGCGAGAAGGCUAUGACGGAGGUCCUUCGUGAGAGGCUCGCACCUCAGCUACUCAACAAUAUCGGCUGCUUUUUGUACCAGGCCGAUAAGAUUGAACAGGCGAGAAACAUGUUACAGACCGCUCUUAAUGCUUGUGUAAAAGCACAAGAACGAGAGGAUGCCUCUGAUACAGAUGCAUAUGUCACCACCAUCAGUUACAACCUUGCUCGCACGUACGAGGCAGCAGGUAUGCCAAAUGAAGCCAAGAAGGUCUACGAAGGGCUACUGGAGAGACACAGCGAUUAUGUUGAAGCCAACGCCCGGCUUACCUACAUUGCCCUCCGCCAAAGCCCUACAGAUGAAGGCCCCAAAAAGAUGGCAAAACUUUACGAAGCAGAAGCAACCAACAUGGAAGUGCGGGCACUAUUCGGUUGGUAUCUCAGUAAAUCGAAACGCCGUGUGGCCAAUCUUGCAGAGGAUCUUGAACAACGACAUUACAAGCAUACCCUACAGGGUUACGACAAACAUGAUCGGUAUGCCUUGACGGGAAUGGGCAAUCUGUAUCUCCUCACAGGUCGAGACAUGAGACGAGACGGUGAGCAAGAUAAAGAGAAACGACGCAAGAUAUAUGAGAAGGCAGUUGAAUUCUUCGACAAGGCACUUCAGCUUGAUCCGAAGAAUGCAUAUGCUGCUCAAGGCAUCGCCAUUGCUUUAGUUGAUGAUCGAAAGGACUAUUCGACUGCUGUGCAGAUUUUCUCAAAAGUUCGAGAUACCCUGCGUGAUUCAAGCGUUUACCUUAACUUGGGUCACGUCUUUGCAGAGCUGAGACAGUUCACCAAGUCCAUCGAAAAUGACAGGGCCAGAGAUGCCCAGAUCCUGGCAUGUCUCGGUCGUGUCUGGUUCCUUAAAGGCAAGCAGGAACAGAAUCUAUCGGCUAUGAAGACUGCGCUUGAGUAUGCCGAGCGCGCUCGCUCCGUUGCUCCUGACCAAAUCCAUCUCGAAUUCAAUAUUGCGUUUGUUCAAAAUGAGAUUGGACUCCUUGCUAUCAGUCUUCCCGAAGCCCAAAAGACCUCUGAAGAAGUUGAAGAGGCGAUGAACGGUGUGACGGCAGCAAUUGAAGCUUUCGAUAAGAUUGCGAACUCAAAGAAUCCUCCUUAUCCUCGCAGUUCGCUGGAGUCCCGAGCAACUAUGUGUAGGAACACCAUCCGCAACCAACUUCAGCGAACCCUGCAGAGCCAAAAGGAGUACGAAGAGAAGAAUGCAGCCAAACUGCAGCAGGCCCGAGAGCUUCGUGAUGCUGAGAUAAAACGCCGGGAAGAAGAGAAGCGCAAGGCUGAAGAGGCGGAGAAGGAAAGGAAACGGCAAAUCGCUGAAGAACGACAGCUAAUGAUUGAGGAAGCCGAACGGCUCACGGCCAUCCGUAUCGACGAAGAGAGAGCAAGAGAAGCCGCCGAGUACACCACUGACAGCGAGACAGGAGAAAGGUAUAAACGGCAACAGAAGAAAUCCAAGGGCGGCAAACGAAAGAAAAAGGCAGAUGCGGAGAAGAACAGGCAAGAGAGUGAACCAAGAAACUCCGGGUCGUCAACAGAGGGUGAGGAGGAAGAACGCUCUGCUGCCCCUAGAAAGAGGAGACGCCUCGAGCGACGAGGAAACGCAAAGUCGAAUAAAUUCAAGAGUACUGAAAUUGUCGUUGAAUCGGAAAGCGAGUCUGAAAACAUUGAAGUUAAUGGUGACAAGGCCGGCUCGCCACCAGCAAAUGGAAACGACGAUGAAGAUGAAGAUGCCCUUGUACAGAGACGAAGAAAGAAGACCAAUUUACGAAUUGAAGACGAUGACGAUGAAGAAGAGGAGCCAAAAGAGGCUACUCCUGCUGGAGACAACGAUGACGAUGACCUCUUCGACGAAAAAUCGCCUGCAGCUGAUGAAGACGCUAAUAAAGACGUUGAAAUGAAGGGAACCGAUGAAGAAGAGUGA